AUGGCACUACCAACUGAAGUCUUAGGUGUCACUUCGAACUCCCAAAGUGACGAGCUGCCUGUGAACGAUACCGAGAAAGCAAGACACAAACUAGUGAUUAUUGUCGCCGCUUUUAUGCUCAAUUUCUCCGGCUGUGGUCUUCUCUUUAGCUUUGGUAUCUAUCAAUCACUCUACGAAGAAAUGUCGCAAAAAGGGGACAAUCCUUUUACCGGCGCAUCAUCUGCCGAGAUUGCUUUAAUUGGGAGUAUAGCCGCGGCGCUGAUGAAACUGGGGGCACCUUACGUCGUGGCAUGGACAAAAUACUUCAGCCCGCAACCAGUGGUUUGUGCAGGCGGUCUACUCUUCGGCGUUGCAAGCGUACUUGCCAGCUUUGGAAAAGCUUUGUGGCAUUUCCAGCUCACACAAGGCCUCUUAAUAGGCAUCGCCACUUGUCUCUCUUUUAUGCCCUCCAUGACGGUCCCGCCUAGCUGGUUCGGAAAGUAUAGAGGAGCUAACAUGGGUUUCAUUUCAGCUGGGACCGGCAUUGGUGGACUUGUGUGGUCUCCUAUACUCACGGCGUCUAUCCGGAGCAUAGGGUUUCGGAAUACACUUCGCCUUACAGGCUGUAUUUGUACCGUUCUCAUUUGCGCAUCAGGCGCCAUUUUGACGUGGGAACCGAAAAUGGCCGCACGUCUACAUGAAGAAAACAUGAAGCUUACUCGGGUCUCAGGGCUCGUUAAAGUUCCACUUCCUUCUCGCAGCAUUGUGAGGACACGGAAAUUCUUUGCUCAAUGUCUCAAUGCUAUCUUCCAGAGCGCAGCUUACUACACACCGAUCUUCUAUAUUGCAGCAUAUGCCAAAACACUUGGCUAUAGCGAGGCAGACGGCUCAAAUUUCACUUCACUGAGCAAUGCCUGUAACGCUAUCGGCAAAGUCGGAGUUGGUUUCAUUGCAGACAGAAUUGGGCGGCUUGAUUCGUUUUUUCUUACGACUCUUUUGAGUUCUGUGUCAACAGCAGGGCUCUGGAUCCCCAGCACAAUAAUCGGAACAUCCAACAAGUCAACAGGAAAAGGUCUUUUCAUUGGCUUCACGAUUAUCUAUGGACUAUUUGCAAGCGCAUACAUUGGGUUGUUUUCACCCGCACUGGUUGAGAUAUUCGGAAUGGAGAAUUUGCCACGCAUAACGGGAGUCAUGUACAUGCUUCAAGGUGCUGCCGGCUUGGUUGGAACGCCCGUGGCGGGUGUUCUGGUUCAGUCUCUGGGAGGGAGCCUGGCGUCUGAGAACUACUUGUAUAUGGCUGUUUUUGUGGGAGCUUUGAUGGUUGCAUCAACCCUGACUGUCUUCUGGGCACGGACGGAAGUUAUGAUAGAGCGCACUAAUGGGAAGUGGAAAUGGCAGUGGAAACUGUAG
Penicillium riverlandense is the source of this 1389-nucleotide messenger RNA. Its product is annotated as monocarboxylate transporter. Gene Ontology annotation, cellular component: fungal-type vacuole membrane. Gene Ontology annotation, biological process: transmembrane transport. NCBI's taxonomy places the organism in Eukaryota, Fungi, Ascomycota, Eurotiomycetes, Eurotiales, Aspergillaceae. Bases 1 to 1389 code for a protein of 462 amino acids. Gene Ontology annotation, molecular function: transmembrane transporter activity. The transcript is spliced from 2 exons. The record is from RefSeq and is a predicted model, not a curated record.